AUGUAUGUUCUGUCUGCGAAGAACAAACGUGUUUCGAUUCAGCUUUUGGGAGGUGACAAGAUCCAGGACAAGUUAAGUCGGCUUAAUGAGCUUACGAGUGCUUCUCUUCCUUUUCUUGGUGUUAGCUGUCUUGGAGUUUUAUCUGAUUUGGCCUCAGUUCUACCCAAUUUGAAGCUACUGGACUUGACUGGAAACUUGAUUUAUGACUGGGAAAAGAUGAGAAUUAUGAAGAUUAGUUUUGUAUUGAGAGAAGGCCUGAGCAAGUUGGUAGUGGUCGACCUCUUCCAUCUCCAAAAGCAGAAGAUGAUCCUUAAGAAAUUUUCCAGGUCCAACCAGCGAUCAAUCAGCUCACUAAGUCUGGCGACAAGGAUCUUGCCUCUUCUCUACCCUGCUGUGUUCAUAGUUUGA
Molecule: messenger RNA, 408 nt
Organism: Eruca vesicaria subsp. sativa (arugula)
Lineage: Eukaryota; Viridiplantae; Streptophyta; Magnoliopsida; Brassicales; Brassicaceae
Source: the annotation of a GenBank genome assembly